AUGGAGAUAAGUCCUUACAGUACUUCCAAGAGAACAACACACUUGAAGAAGUUGAUCAACCAAAAUAACUAUAUUGUUCAUGAAGCUUCACCCAUAGACAUGAUUCCUACAUCAUCAAUCAAUCAUCAAACAUCUUCAGAUAAUUCUAGUGAAACAUGUCAUCACGAUCAAGAUGGUAAAUGGUCGUCCAAACUUCUCAAAGAGUGUGCAAUAGCAAUAUCUAAUAGAGAUUCAUCCAAAAUCCACCAUCUUCUUUGGAUGUUAAAUGAGUUAUCUUCACCUUAUGGUGAUAUUGAUCAAAAACUAGCUUCCUAUUUUCUACAAGCUCUUUUCUCCAAGGCAACACAAUCUGGUCACAAGUGUUACAAAACUCUCUCUUCAAUUGCUUCCAAAAACCACUCUUUUGAUUCUGCAAGAAAAUUGAUACUCAAGUUUCAAGAGGUGAGUCCAUGGACAACUUUUGGACAUGUUGCAUCAAAUGGUGCUAUUUUGGAAGCUUUAGAAGGAGAGAAAAAGCUUCAUAUAAUUGAUAUUAGUAACACACUUUGUACUCAAUGGCCUACUCUUCUAGAAGCUUUAGCUACAAGAAAUGAUGAAACACCUCAUCUUAAGCUCACAAUUGUUGUCACAAGCAAAAACUCUAGUGAUGUUGUUAUGAAGGAAGUUGGUCAAAGAAUGGAGAAAUUUGCUAGGUUAAUGGGAGUACCUUUUGAAUUGAAUGUUAUUAGUGGUUUGAAACAUCUAAGAGAAUUAACAAAAGAGAGAUUAGGGUUGAAGAAGGAUGAAGCAAUAGCUUUGAAUUGUGUUGGAGCAUUGAGAAGAGUUCAAGUAGGAGAAAGAGAAAGCUUGAUUAAGUUUUUCAAAUCACUUUGUCCUAGAGUUAUAACAUUUGUUGAGGAAGAAGGUGAUUUUGUUAGUGAUGAUUUUGUUAAAUGCUUUGAAGAGUGUCUCAAGUUCUAUACACUUUAUUUUGAGAUGUUGGAGGACAGUUUUCCUUCAACAAGUAAUGAAAAGUUGAUGUUGGAAAGGGAAUGUUCAAGAAGCAUUGUUAGGGUUUUGGCUUGUGAUAGUGAAUUUGAUCAUGAUAAUGAUGAUGAAGAAGGUGGUGAUGAUUGUGAUAAAAGAGAGAGAGCAAAACAAUGGUUUCAAAGACUAAAGAAUGAAUUUUCACCUUUUGGAUUUAGUGAUGAUGUUGUAGAUGAUGUCAAAGCUUUGCUAAAAAGGUAUCAAACUGGUUGGUCACUUGUUGUGCCUCAAGGUGAUGAUAAUAUCUCAGGAAUUUACUUGACAUGGAAGGAUGAACAAGUUGUUUGGGCAUCAACAUGGAAACCCUAG
Molecule: messenger RNA, 1335 nt
Organism: Vicia faba (fava bean)
Lineage: Eukaryota; Viridiplantae; Streptophyta; Magnoliopsida; Fabales; Fabaceae
Source: the annotation of a GenBank genome assembly